Messenger RNA from Closterium sp. NIES-65, 3285 nucleotides. The record is from the annotation of a GenBank genome assembly. Lineage: Eukaryota; Viridiplantae; Streptophyta; Zygnematophyceae; Desmidiales; Closteriaceae.
AUGAGUGCCGUUCCCCUCCUCUUCCCCCUCCUUAUCCCACCAGCCUCCACGACGAUCGUGUGGUUCAAGCAUGACCUGAGGGUGAACGACCAUCCCGCCCUGCAUGCCCUCUCUGCCGCUUCAACAACCGAAUCAGCACUGUUGGCAUCUGCAGCUACAAGCCAUGCGAUUCCGCUCUUUGUCCUUGAUCCAAAUUUCCUGUCAGACCUCCCUACGAGCCAGCUACCGCUGCUCCUCUCGUCCGUCUCCUCCCUGCGCUCCUCUCUCCUCUCCCUCGGUUCCGACCUCAUCAUUGCUCGAGGGGACUCCUCCACUGCAAUCGCAAAGCUGUGUCAACAGGUUCCAUCUGUCCGUACUGUAGUGGCAGAGGAGGAGGUGGAAACCUGCUGGAAGCUUCCACUGGAGCAGGUCCGGUCAGCCUUGAUAGCACAAGGGCAGCAGGAAGGGAAAGCGAAGGAGGAGAAGAGAGUCUCUGUGGAGACAUGGCGAGCUGCAUUGCACGACUGCCAGGAUCCCCUCGCACUUGAGUUCACCACCUUCAAGCAGCAGAGAGGGCAGCCCUGCCCGCCUCUGCCUCCCCCCUCUGCGCUUCCCCCCCUGCCUGCUGGCAUCGACUCUGGAGCCUUGCCUUCAUUGGAGGAGCUCUUAUCGCUGGCAGGAAAAGAAAUGGACGGAACAAACACUCAAGAAUCACCCUCACAACUUCCACAAGUAGACGGGGAAGCUUCAGCUCUCUCUCUCUUAUCUCAGUACCUCCAGGCAGAUUUGAAAGGGGGAAGGAGCGGAGCGGGAGAAGCCGGACUUGCAGGUGGUAACCCUGUAACCGCGAGUAAGCCACUGAGCGAGACAAUUGCAGAGCUAGAGGUGGUUCCCCGGGCGUCCUUCCACGCGCUCUUUGCUCCUGUUCUCUCCCUUGGGCUGCUCUCCCAUCGUUACGUGCAUGAUGCCGCCCGCCGUAGCAGUGGUGGUGGCAGGGGCUCGACUGCAGCGGCUGCUAUCGACACUGUGGAAGCUAGAGAGUGGCACACAGAGAUGGCUCUUCGACCACACACAGCCAUGCCUCCUCCCAACCCCUUCUCCUCCUCAUCCUCCUCCUCCUCUUCUGAUUCCGGCACCUCCUUUACCACUUCAUCUGACUACUCUUCCAGCGAGCUCUCAGAUUCCGACUUCUCCUAUUCAUCCCUCUCCUCAUCAACCUCCUCUGCCUCCUCCUCCUCCUCUGCAUCAGAGUCGGAGGAUGAGAGCAGCAGCUCCUUCCUCGCCGUCCCGCCAUCGGAGGAGUUUGACCCGACAGUUGGUCACUGGAGGUGGAGGGGGGCGCUCAUUCAGUAUGGCUCUGUCGGCACAGAAGGACCAGCCAUCCUCUUUGUUCACGGAUUUGGAGCGUUCUGGCAGCACUUUCGCGACGUCAUGCGGCCACUAGCAGCCUCAGGGCACCGCGUUUGGGCGCUCACGCUGCCCGGAUUCGGCCGGGCAGAAAAACCUUUUUGGUCGUACACGCAGUACGUGUGGCGCGACUGCGUGGCGGAUUUUAUCCGCGAAGUGGUCGGCGAGCCGGUGGUUCUGGGCGGCAACUCAAUUGGAGGCUACACGGUUUCUUCAGUUGCCGGCCAGUGGCCUGACCUAGUGGCCUCCCUUGUCUUAUUCAACUCCGCUGGCCGAAUCGACCCAGAAAUUCCCAUCCCUGCCACCUCGUCCUCCUCUGAUUCCUCCACCUCCUCCUCGCCCCCGUCUCCCCCUCCUGACGGCCCCUUAUCCAAGGGCCCUCCCAAGCCGGUAGCCUGGCUGCUGUCUCGUGCUCUCUUCCUCUACCUGCGCUUCAACACAGGCCCCAUUCUUAAACGUUGUUACCCCGUGAGGCCUGAGAGGGCUGACGACUGGCUUCUAGGGGAGAUCUCCCGAGCAGCAACCGACCCGGGGGCAGUCGAGGUGGUGGAGAGUGCAUUCUACCUGCCUAAGCCGGAGCCCCUCAACAGCCUGCUCAUCCGAUACGGCGGGCCGGUGCUCGUGCUGCAGGGUAGUCUCGACCCUCUCAACGAUGCAGUGGCAAGAGCCAACCUUAUUACGGCCACCUGCCCUGGGGUCGCCCUGAAGUUGCUCAAAGCAGGUCACUGCCCCCAUGAUGAGGUGCCAGAGCAGGUGGCGUACCACAUGGACCAAUGGGCUCGCGCCACAUGGUGCUCUGUGGGCGAGGAGGAGGGCGACCGGCCAAUUGGAGUGCGGCGGGCAGCAGCAGCGGCCAGAUCUCCUGCCGAUGCUCUGGAGAUUCUGGAAGAAGAGGCGGCUGUGGGGGUGUUUGGAGGAGUGGUGCGAGGUGGGGGAGAUGUUGGAGGGAAGAAGGUCAAGAAUCAGAAAGAAGAAGAAGCAUUUGCAGCAGCAGCGGCGGCCAGGUUUCCUGCUAAUGCUCUGGAGAUAUUAGAGGAGGCGGUUGUGGGGGUGUUUGGGGGGUUAGUGGGCGGAGUGAAGGGGACUGGAACGAAGGGUAACAAGGAUAAAAGGGUGAGAGAGGGGAAGUGGAGCAGAGGCGUGAAGAAGCAGCAGCAGCGGCGGCCAGCACUCUCGCGCAACGCCUCCUUCAGAACUAGGCGAUUAAUUACCGUCUCCGUUCCACAGCCGUCUCCUUCAGCUAGGCGAUUAAAGCGCGUUCUAGUGACAUGCGACGCGGCUCCCGGAAACACGCCUGGAGGCGAGAACGGCGCGGCGAAGGCGAAUGGCGGGUCUGGGGAUGGGGCAGGAGAGAUUAAGGACGUCAGAAAAGGCGGCGCGAAGGAAAAUGCGGCGGUAGCGAACGGGCAGGAAAGUCGCCAGGAGAAGCGGGACGAUCAGGUCUGGGGGCGGCGUCGUUUGUCGGAUCUGGAGCGAGAGAUUCUCGGGGUGCAACGGGGGGACGGGGUUCCCGCCUCCCCCAAGGGAGGAGGUUCCGCUUCCCCCAGGCCUUCCGCUCCUCCUCCCCCUUCCGCGCGCCCGCAGCUUCGCAGAAGGGACCCUAAUUCCAACCAGAAGUCGAUUUUGGAUGAACUGGAUGAGCAGGGGUUUGGGCAGCUCAGCGGGGGUGUGGAGGAGUGGGAAGCGGUGAAGUCCGCCAAGAGAGUGGGCGAAUGGUUGGAGGAGAAGACUAUCAAGAAGGAAGGGGAGGAUGAAAUGGCAGGUCCCCCGCUUGGUUUUAGUCUCGUUCUGCUUCUGGGAAUCUUCCCUGUCUGGCUUUUCCUGGUGCUAGUGGCAGGGGGAUGGGUGGAGCUGCCCCCACAAUUAUCCUCGUUGCAGGAUCUCCUCACUACCCCCUAG